This is a messenger RNA of Nicotiana attenuata, 1805 nucleotides long. RefSeq names its product transcription factor TCP4-like. The record is from RefSeq and is a predicted model, not a curated record. Gene Ontology annotation, cellular component: nucleus. Gene Ontology annotation, molecular function: DNA-binding transcription factor activity; sequence-specific DNA binding. NCBI's taxonomy places the organism in Eukaryota, Viridiplantae, Streptophyta, Magnoliopsida, Solanales, Solanaceae. The transcript has 3 exons. Bases 1 to 1380 code for a protein of 459 amino acids. Gene Ontology annotation, biological process: regulation of secondary shoot formation.
AUGGACUUAAGGACAAAAAGCAGGAAAAAAGGGCUAAUGUGCGGACCGCAAAAUUCCUUCUGCGGCCGCAGAAUGCAAAGGAAAUCCAACAGAGCCCAAGAGCAAUGUGCGGACCACACAAUUAUUGUGCGGCCACAAAAGCUAUGCUACAUUUUAAGUUCAGAGAAGUCCCAGUUCAUGCAUCAAGAUAUGCGGCCGCAAAAGUCAGCCAGCGGCCGCAAAAGUCAGCCAGCGGCCGCACUCAGAUUUGUGCAGUCAACAGAAAGGGCUUGUGCGGCCACACCAGGAAAUGUGCGGACCGCAGAAUACUCCAGAUGUGACUGCAUCCCAGAAUUAUGCAUAGACUAUCCUAGUAAAGCUGUGGAUUGGCUCAUCAAAAAGGCUAAACCCGCCAUUGAUGAACUAGCUGAGUUACCCGCCUGGAAACCCACACUUGGUUCUGUUUCUGUAUCUGCAUCUGCUGCAAACACUAGUAAUCUUGAACAAGACCAAUCUCAAGAUGAGAACUUUACAUUCCACCAAGAAAAUGCUACUACUAAUUUGUUUGAUAAUGCUGCUGGCCCUUCUAAUAAAAGGGCAAUGGCAACUCUGCGGAAUGAAACCAAUACUAGUGGUAGCUUUCUGCCUCCAUCUUUAGAAUCUGAUGCUAUUGCUGAUACUAUUAAGUCCUUUUUCCCAAUGGGUUCUUCAACAGCAGCAAAUUCUUCAGCUAUGCAGUUUCAGAGCUUCCACCAAGAGACUAACAAUAUGUUGUCAAGAACCAGUAGCCAGAACCAAGAUUUGAGGCUCUCUUUACAAUUUCAAGAUCCUAUUUUGCUGCACCACCAAAACCAGCAAGCUCAACACCAGCACCAACACCAACACCAAACCAACAAUCAUAGGGAAGAGCUUCAAGCACAAGUAGGCCACUUUACCCCACUUGGGUUUGACAGCUCAGGCUGCUGGUCGUCUAUGCAUCAGCAGCAGCAACCAGUUGGGAGGGUGCAAAGACUUGCUUCUUGGAAUGAUAAUAGAGACACUACUGCCCAAGGUGGUGGGUACUUGUUCAAUUCACAACCAGGGCAGCCGCCGCUGCUGCAGCAGCUAUUUGGCGGCCAAAAUCAGUUUUAUACACAGAGGGGACCCCUUCAGUCCAGUAACACACCUUCGGUUCGAGCAUGGAUUGACCCAACAUCAUCCGCCAUUGCAAUUGCCUCAGCUGAUCAAGCAGUAUUACCCAUGUAUCAUCAUCCAUCCACAAUUCCUCCUGGUUAUGGAUUUGCCUCUGAAAUAGGCGGAUUCUCUGGGUUUCGUAUUCCUGCUCGAAUCCAAGGUGAAGAAGAGGAGCACGAUGGUAUAUCCGAUAAGCCAUCCUCUGCUUCCUCUGAUUCUCGCCAUUGAGUUUGGCUCCAGCAAAAUUCUCUCUUUAUCCGCUGACAGGAUUUUCUUUACUUGAAUGAAAUUGGAAACAUACAGAAGUCAUGCUGUAAGAGAGCCUGGAGCUGAGAGAGUUCAUUAUCGAGUCUGAUUCAAUGGCAAAUGCACCGUGUCGAAAUGAACCCUGAUCAUAUUUUCAGGUGGUUCUUCGAUUCGGUCUAAUAUUAUUAGUUAUUAAAAUGUUCUUGCUUUCCGUUGUUGUGUAAUAGAGCUUUUCAAGCUCAACUGCUACUCUAGGAGUGAUAUGUGUUUAGACUUUUCAUGUUGCUGCUGUUUGCUUUUAUUUCAUGAAUUAAAGACUUUCAAGCUAGAAUUGGUAAUGUUCUAUUAACUAUUUUCAAGUAUUGUAGAACUAUUUGCUCUUAGUAAUAAGGCAUUCUUGAAUGUGA